CAGAUUGUCAUUCUGAUACAAAGAAUUAUGAUAAAAAGCAUAUUGCAAUUGUGCUACAUACUAUUACGAAGAAUUAUCUCAUUACUGGUGUGAUUGGCUUAAAUCUCUGAAAGACACAAAAGGCCUCCCUCACUCCUGCGGACAGAUUUACAAACAUUUUCCGUGGCGACGUGGUAGGCAGUCUGGCAGUAAUGGCAGCAUCGAUCGAUGUAUUUACCUGACCACCUGGCUACGAGCGAAAGAAACGACAAUCGGUUCCUAGUGCUCAAAGCGGCAUACUCGUUACGAUAUAAAUAAACGAGGAAUACAAAGUGACACGUGAAAGAACAUGACAAACAUGGCUCAGACGAAGAAAGAUAUUUGGGCAUCUCCAGCAACGAUUCUAUCGAAUUUCGAUGUCGACGCCGAUGGAAUGUUGAACUAUAUGGAGUUUCAAACGCUUUGCGCCCAUUUAUUUGGCACGGACGAGGUCAAAGAGCACGAGUGGCGAGUACGAGAGAUUUUCGAGCUAUUCGACGUGGAUAGAGACGGUACGUUGAACGAGCAGGAUUUAUACAGAUGCUAUGAAUGGAUACAUGCGAUGGUAUAUCCCGUAAAUGUUUUAUUGAUCGUCGACGUUCAAAACGAUUUCAUUGAUGGCACAUUGGCUCUUCGAAAAUGCGGCUAUGGGCAAGACGGAGUAGAAGUAGUAGAACCGAUAAAUCGACUUUUAAAAGACGGUCAUUGGAAUAAGGUAAUAUAUUCGCAGGAUUGGCAUCCCGAGGAUCAUAUCAGCUUUUUUGACAAUUUGGCAAUGCGCGAACUUCAUCCCGAAUCUAAGAUUACUAAGAAAAUGGCAAAACCUUUUGAUACCAUCGUUUUUUUGCAACCUCAUAUAACGCAAAUACUUUGGCCAAGACAUUGCGUUAUGAACACCUGGGGCGCCGAUUUGCAUAAAGAUUUACUGAUCGUACCUUCUUCUGAACUGGUGCGUAAAGGUUGGCAUUCUGACAAAGACUCAUAUUCAGCAUUUGGAGAAAAGGAUACUGAUGGUAUCUCAGAGCUUGUAAAAAUUUUGUCGAAUAUUCGUUGCACGCAUUUAUAUGUUUGCGGUAUAGCUUAUGAUGUAUGCGUGAAAGAGACAUGUCUGAAUGGUUUACGAUAUGGUUAUCGGUUAGCCGUCGUUGAUGAUUGUUGUCGUGGCGUAAAACCCGAUGAUAUAAUGAUUUCCAAAAAUCUGAUUACCGAGAACGGCGGUUUAAUAACGUCUAGUGAUUACGUUUUGUCCUUGGUAAACGAAAAUAAACAGAGCCUAAUAAUGGCGCAUCAUGCUGCCAGAAGCAGAUAAAUGAUACGAACCUGCCAUCACCAAUGACAGACUGUUUAGUAUCUAGAUGGACUGGUCUAGCACUGUUAGCCCAGAUCCAUACAAGUCCUGGAUUUAGACCUCCCGUCCAAAAAUUUUUACCCUUUAAUUUUGAAUCUGACAUCAAACCAGCG
This is a messenger RNA of Camponotus floridanus (Florida carpenter ant), 1479 nucleotides long. RefSeq names its product nicotinamidase. Lineage: Eukaryota; Metazoa; Arthropoda; Insecta; Hymenoptera; Formicidae. The transcript is spliced from 6 exons. Gene Ontology annotation, molecular function: calcium ion binding. The record is from RefSeq and is a predicted model, not a curated record. Bases 329 to 1327 code for a protein of 332 amino acids.